This is a messenger RNA of Xenopus laevis (African clawed frog), 5975 nucleotides long. It is a transcript of the gene sh3pxd2b.L, whose product is annotated as SH3 and PX domains 2B L homeolog. Gene Ontology annotation, biological process: superoxide anion generation. Gene Ontology annotation, cellular component: cytoplasm; podosome. Lineage: Eukaryota; Metazoa; Chordata; Amphibia; Anura; Pipidae. Gene Ontology annotation, molecular function: superoxide-generating NADPH oxidase activator activity; phosphatidylinositol binding. The record is from RefSeq and is a predicted model, not a curated record. Bases 516 to 3338 code for a protein of 940 amino acids. The transcript has 15 exons.
CAAAUCACGUGCCCAGUUGAGAAAUAUUCCAGCAGCAGAAAGAAUUGAACUGGCAGAGUGCUGUGCCCAGUGAGGGAAGAGUAAGGCCCAGCCCAAACUGGCACCAGAGCGGCAAGACACAUAGAUGAAUGAAUGUGGAGCCGGUCAGCCAACUAUCAAUACCCGUGAGUCACCCCUCUCGGCCUCAAUUGCGCGGCUUGUGCUGCUGCAGCUUUAAAUAGUGGGCUGACUAUUCCAAGUCAGAGAGGGGAGGGGUGAGCGGAGUGCGGCGCUUUUCUGAAACUGUGCAAGAAAGAAAAGAGAGACAAGGGGAAGAGAAAAGUGAGCACAGUCUGGAUCCCGUGCCUCUGUCUAAGCGAGCGCUGCUCCUUUUUUAGCCGCCCCCGAGUUGCGCUGAAUGCAAGAUCCUCUCUCCCCCCCCCCAGCUGGAUGUACUCAGGGCCGGACCACCCAAACACAAGUGCCAGGCUCUCUGAUAAGCCCUUUGUUUGCUGCUGGAGAGCAGAGAUCCAGCCAUGCCCAGCAGGAGAAGCAUCGUGCAAGUAUGUGUGCAGGACGUGCAAAAGCGGCGCAGCCCCAACAAGCAUUAUGUAUACAUCAUAAAGGUGACAUGGUCUAAUGGAACAACAGAGGUCAUCUACAGGAGGUACAGCAAAUUCUUUGACCUGCAGAUGCAAAUUUUGGAUAAGUUUCCAGUGGAAGGAGGUCAGAAGGAUCCAAAACAGAGAAUUAUCCCUUUCUUGCCAGGUAAAAUUCUGUUCAGAAGGAGCCACAUACGAGAUGUCGCUGUGAGGAGACUGAUACCAAUUGAUGAAUACUGCAAGGCACUUAUCCGGCUGCCAGCCUAUAUCUCCCAGUGUGAUGAAGUGCUACAGUUUUUCGAAGCCAGAGUAGAAGACUUCAACCCACCGAAAGAGGAACCUUUUGGAAGGAAGAAACUGGGGAUUUUCAAGAAAACAUCUUUUAGAACAGGUGGAGAUUCUUCCUCAUCUGAUGCUUUGGUGCUGGAUCAGUAUGUUGUGGCGGCAGCUUAUGACAAACAGGAGAGCUCGGAAAUCAGCCUGCAAGUGGGACAAGUUGUCGAUAUCAUUGAGAAAAACGAGUCUGGCUGGUGGUUUGUGAGCACGGCAGAUGAGCAAGGCUGGGUACCUGCUACCUGUCUAGAAGCUCAGGAUGGUGGCCAGGAUGACUUCACAAUUCAACCUGAAGAAGCCCCUUGGAGAUACUGGUCCUUGCCCAGACAUGUCGGCCGCCGACGGACCCUUGGGGAUUUGUACGGCAGUGGAUGGGGUCCAGAAGAGAAGUAUAUAGUGGUCUACCCCUAUACAGCAAGAGAUCAGGAUGAAAUCACCCUAGAAAAGGGAUAUGUUGUGGAAGUCAUUCAGAAGAACCUAGAGGGAUGGUGGAAAAUCAGAUACAAAGGCUCAGAGGGAUGGGCUCCUGCUUCCUAUUUAAAAAAGGUCAGUGGUGACCUGUUGUCCCAGAAACUGGCUGCAGGAUCCGGUGCAAACUCUAGUGCCCUAGACUUGGAUGGUAUCACCAGGCAGCACAGCUUCACAGGGCAGGAACGGGAGAGCCCAGCUCAUCUGAGAGAGGGGAGAAUUGAUACACGACCCCCUCAUUUUGCAGAUAUAAAGAGGAAAUCUCCUGUAUUAAGACAACGGCCACCUCCUCGGCGUGAUCUCACUAUUCCCCGUGGUCUCAAUCUUCCAACACCACCUACUCCCCCACAUGUUGAAGAAGAGUUUUACACUAUUGCAGACUUCCAGACAACCAUACCAGACGGUAUUAGUUUCCAGGCUGGGCUGAAGGUUGAAGUCAUAGAGAAGAAUCAUAGUGGGUGGUGGUAUAUUCAGAUGGAAGAUAAAGAGGGAUGGGCUCCAGCAACAUUCAUAGACAAGUACAAAAAGACUAGCAGUGCCUCAAGACCUAACUUUUUGGCUCCAUUACCUAAUGAGAUGGCCCAGCUAUGCUUGGGAGAUGCCAAUGCUGAAAAUAACACAGAGGAAGAAGCAACUGGCCCAUGUAGGCCGUUGCCUGAACCACCACAAAAUGGUACAGAUUCCACAUCAAAAUGGUCCAAGGACUGGAAAGGCAAAGAUCCUGGACUUAAAGGCAUUCAAAUAAAUGGACGAGACCUUGGUGCCAACAGUGUGUAUGAUGAAGCUGCUGGUGAUCUUGAGGAGAAGCCAAACCUACCACCAAGGAAAGAAUCCAUGUUAAAAACAGAUGAUGCUUCUGAACGAACAAGCAUGCAUCAGCUUAGAGUACCACCUUCCAAACCACCCAGCAGCCUGAUGGCACCCAUCCCUCAGAAAAUCAUACCUUCAAAGGAGACUAGAAAACCCGAGUUAAAAAAUGACAAAAACAAAAUCUUUCAGCUGAAAAACGAAAUGGGGAUUGAGUGUGGUCACAAAGUGUCCCCUAAGGAACUGAAAAAACCCAUGCUUAAGCCUGUUGCCAACAAACCAAAGCCUGAGCCACCUACAGAAAAGCCUGACUCCAUAGCCCCAAAUGCAUUUUUGAAACCUAAGCCAGUUGUGAGGCCAAAGCCAGUGACUGCUCCUAAAACUGAUCCUCAUAAUGAUGAUAAAGUUGAUAUUUCAAAUCUGAGAAGCAGACUCAAACCAGCAUCAAAAUCCAUAGACAAGCCAAAUGACCAGGAAUUUGCAGGAAAUGGUGCCUCCUCAUAUCCAACAUCAACUUCAGGGGCUGCUGGCAGACCCCAGGAUAGACCAGAUCUAAGGCCUUUACAAAAACAGGAUGGUGAUGGCACUAGAGAACCUCCUUUCAAAGCUCUCCCAGUACCCUCUAGAACUGUUGACAGUGAUCUGAAAGGUGGGAUGGUAUCUGGUAAAGAACCACCUCAAAGGCCUAUGAUCCCUCCAAGAAGGCCCCCUCCUCCAAAAAAAGCUAGUGUGUCUUCUGAUACAACUGAGGGAAAAAUACAGAAGGACUCGGAACUUACAUCUUCCCCAUUGGGAAACAGACCAAUAAUGGUUCCACCUAGAGCCAGACCAUUUAAUCUGUCAUCAAGCAAUGAUGAUACCAAAGUCAAACCUAGCUUUGUUCCAAAGACACAGGUGCCAAGGCAGAUGGAUAAAGAAAUAAGGGAAAAGCCAGGCUUCUCCUUACCAACCCCAGAGGUUUCUAAAGAAACACAUUAUGUGGCUGUUGCUGAUUUUGAUGGAGAUGAGGACACCAGCAGCUUUAAAGAAGGGACGGUGUUUGAUGUUCAAGAAAAAAGCUCUGGUGGCUGGUGGUUUUGUAGGGUCCUUAGUGGAGGCCCCGCUUGGGAGGGCUGGAUACCUUCCAACUAUCUAAGAAAGAAGCCAUAGUGGCUCUUUUAGUUUACGCAAUUCAAUAGUCUUCAAUUUCAUGUGUAUUUAAUUAGCCGAUUAAUUUAUAGUUUUUACAUAAAGCCUGCUUUUUUUUAAUACAUUCCAUAUUUUUUUUAUAUUACUUUUAUAUGAACAGCAAGAGAAGGACAGGAAUUGGGAAAAAUAUAAUUUUGUGCAGAAUUGGUACAAGAGAUGUUGUUAGUGAGCUAUACCUCCCUGCAUCACCCUCUGAUAUUAUCAUGCAGCAUUACUCAGAAGGCCACUAAGAUUGGUAUUACAGCAAUGGUUUGAGGGACACAGGCUGGCUAGGUACUUUCCCUCAAGUACCAAGAAAAUCCAACCAUGAAUGUUUUUAGCGUUUAUUAAAAGAAGCCCUAUUUAGGUAAGUUCAUUCAUCUAGAACUAGCUGUACGGUAUAUUAGUGAAAUCCAAUGUGCUGUCAUUUCUGAUAACGCUCUCCAUACUUGGAUUAGGACAUGAGCUUGAAUAUAGUGUCACGUUCAUCUUUAACAGCAAAUCCAUACAAGUUUUUAUCCUGAUACAGCAGCCUAUUUAGCCAGAAGUCAUUUGGAACAGUCCUGCAUUUCUAAUGAAGUUCUGUGAAAGGUCGAAACCAUGAAAGAGGGAGCUCAUGUGCCUUUUAUCUUCCAAAUCAGACAUCUAUCCAGAUAGAAGCUACAGCUCAUUAUUACUUUUAUGUUUUGUUUUUGCUAUGUAAAUAGCUGGCAAAACGUGCACUUACUGUCCAAAAACAGACAUAUGGAUUGCAGACACGGGAAGAAAUCACGUCCGGUAUAAAGAUUUUCUAAAGAAAAGGAAAUGAGUUCCUGUAGGACAGGGAUCCCCAACCUUUUUUACCCAUGAGCCAUUUUCAAAUGUAAAAAGAGCAACACAACCAUCAACAAAGUUCUUGGAGUGCCAAAUAAAGCAUAUGAUUGGCUAUUUGGUAGCCCUGUGUGGAUUGGUAGCGUACAGGAGGCUCUGUUUUUCCAUAAAUCAGUUUUUUAUACAACCAAAACUUGCCUCUAAGUCAUGCAUUCAAAAAUAAGCACCUGCUUUGAGGCCCCUGGGAGCAACAUCCAAAGGGUUGGUGAACAACAUAUUGCUCGCGAGCCUCUGAUUGGGGAUCACUGAUGUAAGGCUUAGUUCCCCUUACAUAACAUUAAUGUUUGAUUCUCUAUUUCAGUCUGAGGUAUUCACAUUGGGCUAGUAAGGAUCCCUGGUUAGUUUAAUAAUAAGGAACUAAGGUUUUGAAAAGUGUCCAACGGCAACUCACUACAGUCAAUGGAGGCUCCGAGUGCAACACCCCAAAUCUUUAGGGGGGAUCCAUAUGGUGAAAUGCAUGCACUCUAUGAGAAAACUCCAGACCAAGCUUAUUAUGGUCAUUUUUUGAAGACAGCAUUGUGCGCUUCAUUAGCACAUAGGCCUUGAUUACUGUGAACAGGCUGGGUACAUAUUUUCAUUAGGAGUCAAAAUGGCUGACCGUACAUCAUUAGAUUUUUUUUUUUUUUUAGAAAUUUGAUGUGUAUUUGAGAAUUAAAUAUGGGCUAGGCUGUAGCUGAAAGCUGAUAUUUGUAUGUAGCGGAGCUGUGCUCCAACCUUUUGCUGAUAUAGAGGAGCCACAUUUCCGCUGCCUCUCUUCUGUUUACUUCGACAGAUGUUAAUUUAAACAUUAACAUGGAAAGAUUAUAUAUAAAAAAAAAAUUACACAGUGCACAUUUUAUUGAGUAUAUUUUUAUCCUGCAGUAUUAUUAUAUAUCUUGCUAUUGCUUCACCAAAAUGGGGGCUGCGUCACCCAAGUGCAUGUUUUUAGUUUCACUAGAAAUGUAUCAUCCUGAAAACAACUAAAUGUUUACUUAGCCGAGCACCCCUUUCCUUUUGACAUUUCCGGUGUCUGGCCAAAGUUACAGCUCAACAUGUAACGGGGGCAAAGAUGGCUCGGGUAACCUCUAGCAGUCAGUCAAGAGUUAGAAUGUAGGGGUCUGCUUUGGGAAAGCAAAGUUGUGACUGGCUCCUGUGGCUUACUAGUCUUGUAACAAUCUCAGACAUGCCAACCGUGUGCCUAGCUGUGCCCAGUGCUUCUUGGGGGGGGGGUGAAAAUUGAUUUGGAUGGAACAUACAGGGAGGGAGACUCCAGUAACCAGGUGAGGGCCUGCGGGAAACUGCUGAAAAAUACAUGUGAGUUGGCAUAGCUGUAAUCUUUGCACCUGUAACAUUACACCAUUCUGAUCUUAAAGGGGUGGCUCACCUUCACGUUAACUUUUAGUAUGUUAUAGAAUGGCUGAUUCUAAGCAACUUUUCAGUUGGUUUUCAUUUUUUUACUUUUUGAAUUAUUUGCCUUUUUCUUCUGACUCUUCCCAGCUACAUCAUACUAAAAGUUAACUCAAAGGUGAACAAUCCCUUUUCGAUCAUGUUGCACUUCCAACCCAGGCCAGAUUUGGUAGAGUUCCACAUGGAAAGGUCUAUUUCUAUACCAAAUACAAAAUGUAGGACUUAAUUCACCCAAACACACCAUCUACCCAUUCCACACCCAGAAAACCUCAGACUAUGUCUACCCACAACCCACUUUCUGGUACAGUAUGUCUGCAAUAAUUGUUUUAUUUUAAUGUUUACAUACUUUAACAUAGGCCAAAA